Messenger RNA from Cavenderia fasciculata, 1254 nucleotides. RefSeq lists its product as uncharacterized. Bases 1 to 1254 code for a protein of 417 amino acids. Lineage: Eukaryota; Evosea; Eumycetozoa; Acytosteliales; Cavenderiaceae. The record is from RefSeq and is a predicted model, not a curated record. The transcript is spliced from 2 exons. Gene Ontology annotation, biological process: positive regulation of gene expression.
AUGAGUGCACCUCCAAAACCACCAUCAAAGAAUCCAAAUCCAGGAGCUCCUCCCCCACCAGCAGGUACUGCUGCUGCUCCAUACCAACCUGCUCCAGGACAGUAUCCACCAGCUGCUGGAGGACAACAGCAAUACCCACCUCAACCAUACCAAGGUGCUCCUCCUCCCGGUCAAUACCCUCCACCAGGACAACAACAACAAUACCAAUACCCACCUCCUGGACAACAACAAGGUGGGCAACAAUACCCACCACAACCACAAGGUCAAUACCCACAACCCGGACAACAACCACAACAAGGACAAUACCCACCUCCAGGACAACAACCACAACAAGGUCAAUACCCUCCACCAGGACAACAGUAUCAACAAUACCCACCACCAGGCCAACAAUAUCAACAAUACCCUCCACCAGGACAACAAUACCAACAAUAUCCACCACCACAACAACAACAAGGACAAUACCCACCUCCAGGAGUAGGACAAUAUCAGCCACCUCCACCAGCUGGUCAAGGAUACCCUGUUUCAACGGCCAAACCAGGUGUGGCAACUGGUAAGAACCUAGUUCCACCUCCAGGAUCUAGAUUCACUCAUGCUCCAAUCAAUCAAUUGAGUAUCAAGAUUCACAGUGCCAAGAAUCUUAUUGCCGCCGAUUUGAAUGGAAAGUCAGAUCCAUAUGUUCGUCUAAGAGUAACAUCCAACUCUAGAACAUUCCAAACUAAAGUCAUUCCAAAAAAUCUCAAUCCAGUUUGGAAUGAAAGCUUCAUCGUUGAAAUUCAAAAUGCACAAUAUGAUCUUGUGGUUGUUGAAGUUUAUGAUAAAGAUGCUGUCGGAAGUGAUGACUUGAUUGGUUUUGUUCCAAUUGAUCCUGCUUUAUUACCAAAGGGUAUUGAAGUUACUACUUGGGAAAAAUUAUCUUGGGUACCACAUGGAGAUAUUAAUCUUUCAAUAACUGCAGUUAAUUUUGGACUUGAAAAUGUUCCACCACAAUAUCCACAAGAAUAUAUUAAUUGGAGAACUGCCUUGCCAUCGGUCAGCAAGAAGGGUAAUGAAAAAUCAAAGAAGAAAAAAGACAAAAACAAAGUAUCAAAGCAUAGCAGUGGUAAAGGUAUGGGUCCAUUCACAGGAAAGGCUCCACCCUACGGCUACACAAUUUUGAAUGGAUGGGUAAAGAAACAAAAAUCCAUAGUUGAUAAAGUAUCAAAAGAUAUUGGAAAAGGUUUUAAAUCUUUGAAAAAAGCUAUUGAUAAAUUAUAA